Mauremys reevesii (Reeves's turtle) is the source of this 3917-nucleotide messenger RNA. RefSeq names its product aminoadipate-semialdehyde dehydrogenase-phosphopantetheinyl transferase (gene AASDHPPT). Bases 36 to 995 code for a protein of 319 amino acids. Gene Ontology annotation, cellular component: cytosol. The record is from RefSeq and is a predicted model, not a curated record. The transcript is spliced from 6 exons. Gene Ontology annotation, molecular function: magnesium ion binding; holo-[acyl-carrier-protein] synthase activity. Lineage: Eukaryota; Metazoa; Chordata; Testudines; Geoemydidae.
AGCAGCAACGGUGCGGCCCGUCUUGCCGACCCGCUAUGCUGCCGCUGCACGCUGAUUGGCUCAGCCGGCUGCCAGUCCCUCCAGCCCUGUGCUCGGAGCGGCUUCUCGCGUUCUCCUCGGAAGUAACCCCGCCCUCUGAUAACCGUUGCUGGGCUCCUCCUCGCCCGCCCCGUCACCUAGCAGCCGCCGUCCCUGCUAGGCUGGUGAUUGGUUCGUCGUCCCGUCACUUACACUCUUGCCGACCGGGGGCUGGUCGUCUGCUGAUAAGAAAAUUAAUUGCAGAAAAACUGCGGAUACCUUGGAAUGAAAUACACUUGCAAAGGACAUCAAAAGGAAAACCCUUCCUGGUGAAUGACAUACUCGGUAUCCAUUCCAAUUUCAAUUUUAAUGUCUCUCAUCAAGGGGAUUAUGCAGUUCUUGCAGCUGAGCCUGAGCUUCAAGUUGGCAUCGAUAUAAUGAAGACUAAUUUGCCAGGUAGUGGUUCAAUUCCGGAUUUCUUUCGCAUUAUGAAACGACAGUUUACAGAGGCAGAGUGGAGCGUAAUCAAGUCCAUGAAUAAUGAAUGGAUUCAGCUAGAUAUGUUUUAUAGGCACUGGGCACUAAAGGAAAGCUUUAUAAAGGCCAUUGGGAUUGGAAUAGGCUUUAACCUGCAAAGGAUUGAAUUUAAUGUCUCCCCAUUGCAGCUGGAAGUAGGGAAGGUUUACAAGGAGACAAAAAUGUUGUUGGAUGGAGACAAGGAAGAAGGGUGGACUUUUGAGGAAACCCGGUUGGAUGAUCUCCAUCAUGUUGCAGUAGCUCUGGGGAAACCAGAAGUAUUUGUACAGAAGGAUUCUAACGUUCUUUCUAAAGACCUGACCCAGCCACAAUUCCAGGUAUUGACUUUUAAUGAUUUAGUUGCUGCCGGUGUUCCUAUAGCACCUGAAGACCCUGCAUACUGGGAUAACUUUUGUUCCAAGCAGGAAUGCCCAGCACGCCAGAGUACUCAUUCAAGAUAACUGUGUUUCCAAGAAAAGAAGCUGAAAUCUUUCAAAGACCACUCAUUGUUCCUUUGCAAAGCUUAAUUUGAGUGUGUAUACAUUUCUCCUUUUAGACCAAUAUUCGGUUUUCCAGCCUCACAAAGCUGCCACCUUUUACCCUCUUUCCCCUAUGCUGAGAUCAUUUCAGGCUAAAGAAACUGUGAAAUAAAAGAUGUAAAUUGAUCCUGCACCUUCUUUUCAUUGUAUAAUUUGCAUCUACCUCUGUGAUUCUCUUAUCUCCAUGAUUACCCCCUGCCAAUAGCAGUGAACAGAGCUACAUUAAUGCGGCUCUUGAUGAGCAACAAGUGUUUAAUAUUUAAAGAAAAUAUGUUUUUCAUGCUUAAUUUCUGCUGAUGUUUAAAUGGUAUUAUUGCCUUUUUCUCAUGAAAUCAUAAUUUUAUUCUAAAGUGGCUGGGCAAAGCCAAAGUAAAACAGUUGGUUAAUGAUGAUGGCACUAUUACUUCAUAGCAAAAGUUCUAUGUGAAAUUACCAAACUUAUUUGUCACCACUGUAAGUGCUGUUAAUGGAUCUACAGCUGUGUAAAACCAGUUUGAGAGUGUUCUAAGUCCUGGGCUUUUGGUGAGGUAUGUCCUCACACAGUCAGCCUCCUCCUCACAAUUGUCUGUACUGAUUCUCUCCGCUAAUAGUGUGCAGGUUUUCUGCCUCUCCUUUAGAUAUCUGAGUCCUCUGAAGUGGUAGUUCUGCUUUUCUGGACCCACAUUUGCAUUUCUGUUCUCUUUAUUUCUGGGGACCCCUAUUUUGUAAAUAUAUAAGCACUGUCUGCCCUUCUCCAGGGAGGGCCGCAGAGUGGAGCUGGGGAAUGUAGAGUAUUGCAUUGUCAUGUAGACUUCAGAGAGACUUGGGAGAGAGCAAUAGGUGCUAAAAGACAAUUUUAGACUCUUUGUCUUGUCCUUUUCAGACAUUAAUUUUGCCCAUUGUGUAUCCUCCUUUUUAAUCUAGGAAGUGUGGAUACUUGAGAUCAUUUGAAAGGUGCAGGGAAUGGAUACUGACCAGAAUCAUUACCUCUGAAUAAAAGGCUCAAUUCUCUUCCCAGUGUAGUCAAACAAAAUUCAUGUUGACUUCAGUGAGAGUAGGAUUGUGCCCAAAUUGGCUGUUGCACUGCAUUCUGAUUGGGUGAAAGCCUGCUUGUAUUAUAACCAUUAAACUUGCACCUCUGAUGUUAAAUAGGAUUUGAGGCAGGAAGGAAAUGGGUUUUAUGGCCUUACAGAAGCCCCCAUGCUGCUGAUACAGAUAAUCACUUUCUCACACUCAAAUAAUGCCUAUUAAAAUUAUCCUUUUGCCUGCUUUUACAGCACACUUUUAAAACUGAGCCAUUAAUUAAUAAAUAAUUACAUAAUUCUCUCUCAAUCAUUACAGCUUUACCCUGUAGGUAGGAGUGAAUCUUAAAAUUAAGAAUUUGUAGUACUAAAAGUAUGACGACUAUUGGAUCUUGGGUUAGGAUUCCCCCGGGGGUCAAGGUAAUUCUGUUUAAAGUCAAGGGAAAUUUCUUAAUGGAGAAAACCAGCAUUAUGUCCAUUGUCGACUGCUGAUUGUCAAAUUUUAUUUUAUUUGCUAAAAUAAUAGCCGUCAUAAGAAUUUGCUGAUGGAUGUUUUUCUCCAGACUACAAUAGAUGUUUAAAAAUAAUCUUGUUUAUUAGUUAUUGGUCUUAAUUGUCCCUGCUGCUGGUGUUUCAGACCAAACUGAGAAUCCAGUGCUUUUUAGCAGACCGCACUGCAAACACUAAGCCCCAUUGGCAAGUGCAUAAUAAAUUUUAUCAUCUGCAGUGAAAUAAUUCUCAGUGUUGUAUGUGAUCACAUUUAGGCAUGGGAAUCCUGAUAAAUAUGGCAAAUAACCCCUCUUUUGGCUGGCUAAUGACUAAUAAGGUUAUAUCUGUAACAAGAAAGUUUAGAAACUUAAGGGUUGGUUCUCCCCCAAACUCUCCCACCUCCAAAAAAAAGUAUUGAUCCUGAAAGACCAGGGAGAAUCACUAGGAAGGCUGCAAAUCCUCACAAUAUACAGAUUUCCUUUACAUUUGGAUUUCUGUUGCUGUGAGUAAAAAACCAAGAUGAAUCUAACUUUUGCAAAUUUUAUCAAGCAAUAAUGGUAAGAGAUAAUGUUGGCUUGUGGAAACUAAAAUGAGUCCUAUGUAUCUACAAUUUCAGAUCUUGGCAGUAUUGAUAGAAUUAUUUUACAUUCACAUGCACAGAAAAGGAGCAGUCAUAAGGGUAUAAGAGUUUCACAUGUCUAUACACUAAGAUCUUCUGAUACCCUGGGAAUGUGAACAGUUAUUCUCACAAUCAUAAGAAUUGUUUUCUGAGCAUAUACUACUGCUGUAAAUAAUUUAUUUAGAAAAUAAACUGAAUCUUCUCUUUAAGCAGUUAUGCAUGUGGAGCACACAUGAAAAUCAACAUUAUGGUUAUGUAUAGAAGAGAUAGUGUAAUUGAAUAUCCAAGGUGAAAUCAUUAAUAUUACUGUAAAUGAUCUAUCUAUUUAAUGCUUUAGGGCCAGAUUUUUAACUUUGUUCUUUACAGAAAUAGCCUGGUACAAAUUGUGAUAAAUGUGUUUAACUUUGGCAUAUGUCUGUGGUUUUAAAGUUUAUUGCGUCUUAUGUAAAGAUUAUAGUUUAGUGACAGAAAUACUUUGAGGACACUUUGCAUCUAUGUGAAAAGAGAGUUAUGUUGCUAUUUGACAUGAGUAUAUGGCUGUAGGAAGUAGGUCAUAUGACUCAAUCAGGCUUACACUAUCGUGCAAGAUUUAUCUUAUUACUAUAUUACAGAAGCACAUGGGCUGAAUGAACACGUUAGCUAAAGCUGACCUUGGUGUUCAGUUUUUCCAAAAAAAAAGGUGUAAAGCACUGGUAUGUUCACAGCUAACCACAUUAACUAACAAAUCAACAUACA